CACGCCACCACCUUCGCUUUUCCCCAUUCCCUCGCCGCCGCCGCCGACCCACCUCCCCUGCGCCACCGAAGCCGCACCAUGGCCUGCCUCCUCUCUUCUCCCACCACCUUCGACGACUACCUCGUCCGAACCAACCUGCGGCCUCACCCGAGCCCAGGCACUCAAGGCCUGGCCCCGGCUUCUCCGCUGCCGACGUCGCCCCCCUCGUUGCCAAGUUGGUCCGCGCGAGCGCCGCCGAUGGAUGCUGCUUUAGCUGGCCCAGUUUUGACCCACAUCAAUGUGGGAAGAGGGUUUCAACAGGAGCUUAUCCACCUAGGAGCAACACAGAUUGCGCGCACAGAUGGGUUUCCUCACAAGCGGUGAGGUAGCUGACUCUGAGAGUCAGGUGACUCCCUUUGCUAAAGCUGGGAUGGGUUCCCUCACAAGCGGUGAGGUAGCUGACUCUGAGAGUCAGGUGACUCCCUUUGCUAAAGCUGGGUUUUUCAGCAAGAUGUCAUUUUGGUGGUUGAAUCCUCUAAUGAAGAUGGGCUACAAGAAACCCCUUCAGGACAAAGACAUGCCACUUCUAGGCGCCACAGAUCGAGCACACAACCAGUACUCAGUGUUCAUGGAGAAGCUGAAUGCCAAGAAGCGGCCGCCUUCACACGCCGCACCAUCAUUCUUCUGGACUAUUGUUUCCUGUCACAUGCAUGCCAUCUUGGCCUCGGGCUUCUUUGCUUUGCUCAAGGUUCUCACUGUAACUGCUGGCCCAGUAAUUCUCAAGGCAUUCAUCAAUGUAUCAGUUGGGAAAGGGAACUUUAAACAUGAAGGCUAUGUGCUCGCUGCGUUGCUGUUUGUCUGCAAAUGCUGUGAAUCGUUGUCACAGAGACAGUGGUAUUUCCGCACUAGGAGAUUAGGACUGCAGGUGAGGUCACUCCUGUCAGCGGCUAUAUAUAAGAAACAACAGAAGCUAUCAAAUGCAGCAAAAAUGAAGCACUCUUCUGGAAAUAUUAUGAACUAUGUGAUCGUCGAUGCGUAUCGGAUUGGGGAAUCCCCAUACUGGUUCCAUCAAACAUGGACAACAAGUGUUCAGCUUUGCAUUUCACUGGUAAUUCUAUACGAUGCGGUUGGCGCUGCAAUGAUUUCAUCUUUGGUUGUCAUUGUUAUGACCGUACUGUCCAAUGUUCCAUUGGCCAGACUGCAACACAAAUCUAAGAGUAAACUUAUGGAAGCACAAGAUGUGAGAUUGAAGGCCAUGUCUGAGUCAUUAGUUCAUAUGAAGGUCUUGAAACUUUAUGCAUGGGAAUCUCACUUCAAGAAGGUCAUCGAGGGGUUGAGAAAGGUUGAGUACAAGUGGUUGUCAGCAUUCCAGCUUAGGAGGGCAUACAACAUUUUCAUGUUCUGGUCUUCACCCGUUCUGGUUUCGGCAGCGACCUUUCUGACAUGCUAUCUUUUGAAAAUCCCCCUUAAUGCUAGCAGUGUCUUCACCUUUGUGGCAACUCUACAUCUUGUGCAAGACCCAAUAAGGUUAGUACCAGAAGUUAUUGCAGCUGUGAUACAGGCUAAGGUUGCGUUCACUCGGAUAUCAAAGUUCCUUGAUGCACCUGAGCUAAACGGGCAAGUUAGGAAGAAAUUUUGUGUUGGCAUUGAUUACCCUAUAGCGAUGAAUUCGUGUAGCUUCUCGUGGGAUGAGAGAACAUCAAAACAAACUCUAAAGAAUAUAAAUCUGAUAGUCAAAGGUGGAGAAAAGAUUGCGAUUUGUGGAGAGGUAGGAUCAGGAAAGUCGACACUUUUGGCUGCUGUACUCGGAGAGGUCCCCAAAAUUGAAGGCAUGAUCCAAGUCUGCGGGAAAAUGGCAUAUGUUUCUCAGAAUGCAUGGAUCCAAUCAGGAACUGUGCAAGAAAAUAUUCUCUUUGGAUCACCGAUGGACGGGGAAAGAUACCACAACACAAUUGCGAGGUGCUCGUUGGUCAAGGACCUUGAAACGUUGCCAUAUGGAGAUUGUACCCAAAUUGGGGAGAGAGGCAUAAAUCUUAGUGGUGGUCAGAAGCAACGCGUCCAGCUUGCUCGUGCACUAUACCAAAAUGCAGACAUCUAUCUUCUUGAUGACCCUUUCAGUGCUGUUGAUGCCCAUACAGCCACAAGUCUCUUCAAUGAAUAUGUCAUGAGUGCUCUAUCAGACAAGACCGUACUUUUGGUGACGCACCAAGUGGAUUUUUUACCCGUAUUUGACUCAAUUUUGUUAAUGUCAGAUGGAGAGGUUAUCCGGUCUGCACCUUAUCAAGAUCUAUUGGCAGAUUGUGAAGAAUUUAAAGACCUUGUAAAUGCCCAUAAAGAUACUACUGGUGUUUCGGAUCUUAAUAACAAUAUACCCACUCAAAGACCUGAGGAAGUAUCAAUAAAGGAGAAACAUGAUAUUUGUGGAAGUAGAUAUACAGAGUCUGUGAAGCUAUCACCGGCAGAUCAACUGAUCAAGAAAGAGGAAAGAGAAACAGGGGAUGCAGGUGUUAAGCCUUAUAUGCUUUACCUGCGCCAGAACAAAGGCCUCCUGUAUUUCUCUUUGUGUAUGAUUUCCUACACAAUGUUUGUAGCUGGGCAAAUAUUACAGAAUUCGUGGAUGGCUGCUAAUGUCCAAAAUCCUCGUGUCAGUACACUGAAGUUAAUUUCUGUCUACAUUAUUAUCGGAGUUUGCACAAUGUUCUUCUUGCUAUUAAGAUCUUUUGUGGUUGUUGUUCUUGGGAUCCAGACAUCAAGAUCCUUAUUUUCCCAAUUGCUCAAUUCAUUGUUCCGUGCACCAAUGUCCUUUUUUGAUUCUACUCCUCUUGGAAGGGUUCUUAGCCGGGUCUCUUUAGAUUUGAGUAUUGUUGACCUUGAUGUUCCAUUUUCCUUUGCGUUUAGUCUUGGUGCGAGCUUAAGUGCAUUUAGCAAUCUAGGGGUAUUGGUUGCUAUUACAUGGCAAGUUCUGUUUGUAUCCGUGCCAGUGAUAGUUUUGGCAAUUUGGUUGCAGAGGUACUAUCUUGCCUCAGCCAAGGAAUUGAUGCGGAUCAAUGGUACUACCAAGUCUGAUCUAGCAAAUCACUUAGGUGAAUCGAUUUCAGGGGCUAUAACAAUAAGGGCCUUUGAGGAAGAAGAUCGUUUCUUUGCUAAAAAUUUGGAUCUUGUUGACAAGAAUGCCAGUCCAUAUUUCUGUAAUUUUGCAGCAACUGAAUGGUUGAUUCAACGUCUGGAGAUACUGAGCACUGCAGUUCUUUCUUUUUCUGCCUUCAUCAUGGCCCUCCUUCCUCAAGGAACCUUUAGCCCUGGUUUUGUGGGAAUGGCAUUGUCCUAUGGUCUUUCCCUAAAUUUUGCGUUUGUUGUCUCUAUUGAAAUGCAAUGCAAACUUGCGAAUCAAAUAAUCUCGGUGGAACGGGUGAACCAGUACAUGGACAUACAAAGUGAAGCAGCAGAAGUUGUUGAAGAAAAUCGACCGUUAUCAGAUUGGCCCCAAAAUGGCAAUGUGGAUAUUAGGGAUUUGAAGAUCAGGUAUAGGAAAGAUGCUCCCCUUGUACUACAUGGAAUCACUUGCAGGCUUGAAGGUGGAGACAAGAUUGGUAUAGUUGGUCGAAUGGGAAGUGGCAAGACAACGUUAAUUGGUGCAUUGUUUCGUCUUGUUGAACCCGCCGAAGGGAGAAUAAUUAUAGACUCUGUGGACAUCAGCACGAUAGGCUUGCAUGACCUGCGUUCGCAUUUGGGUAUCAUUCCACAAGAUCCAACACUUUUUCAGGGUACAGUAAGAUACAAUCUAGAUCCCCUUGGGAAAUUCUCAGAUCAACAAAUAUGGGAGGUUCUUGACAAAUGUCAACUUCUUGAAGCUGUCCAGGAGAAGGAACAGGGACUGGAUUCACAUGUUGUGGAAGACGGGUCGAACUGGAGUAUGGGUCAAAGGCAGCUCUUCUGUCUGGGACGCGCACUUUUGAGAAGAUGCCGCAUCUUAGUUCUGGAUGAAGCGACAGCCUCCAUAGACAAUGCAACAGAUGCUAUCCUUCAGAAAACGAUCCGGACAGAAUUCAAAUAUUGCACCGUUAUUACAGUUGCACACCGUAUACCAACAGUUAUGGACUGCGAUAUGGUACUUGCAAUGAGCGACGGGAGAGUAGUGGAGUAUGACAAACCUAUAAAGCUCAUGGAAACUGAAGGAUCUCUCUUCCGCAAUCUGGUCAACGAGUACUGGUCAUACACAUCGAACGGAAAUAUUUAGAAGAGACUGCCAAUUUUUAUGUUUAGCUGCUGCAGCUUUCCAAGAGAUAAAAGAUAAAUCAGCCUUUUGAAAAUAAUGAUACUCUAUGCUACCUCAGAGGUAUCCAUCUGUUUGGAAUAGGAAUUAAAGACGGUACUAUCUGUUGUUAUUGUCUGGAGAUUUCUUUUGCUAUGUAUUGGUACCAGAAAUUCUGUGCAAUACAUUGUGGACUGCCGCUGCUCUUUGGAAUUGGUGAAGCUGAACAUAGUAAAUCCCUGAAGAUUUCCGCGCUCCAGUAAUCAAACCCUGAAGAUUUCCCCGCUAUCUGCAACCUCUGCCUGCGAUACAAGUUGAGCAUAUGUGUUUUGCUGACAGUGUUAUGGCCGAGUCGUUUGUUGAUUAGCAAGUUUAUGCUGAAUGCAUUGGCUUUAUGAUUGAGGUUCAAGAUUAUGCAAUGUAAAGAACUGCCUUUGUGUUGGUUUCAUUUUUGGAUAUGCUUCGAUGUAUUUCAUCAAUGGGAAGCAGCUUUGCUUUGCGUUUGUGUUAAGAACCGCCUUUUAUGUUGCGACUGGCAUAACGGGCCGCGAGUUCCUACAGAGCCACAAAGAAUAGUUGAAACUGUAUUUGGUGUAUCCCU
Messenger RNA from Triticum aestivum (bread wheat), 4832 nucleotides. RefSeq names its product ABC transporter C family member 10. Gene Ontology annotation, biological process: transmembrane transport. Gene Ontology annotation, molecular function: ATP binding; ATP hydrolysis activity; ABC-type transporter activity. The coding region runs from base 341 to 4216 and encodes 1291 amino acids. NCBI's taxonomy places the organism in Eukaryota, Viridiplantae, Streptophyta, Magnoliopsida, Poales, Poaceae. The transcript has 14 exons. Gene Ontology annotation, cellular component: membrane. The record is from RefSeq and is a predicted model, not a curated record.